Molecule: messenger RNA, 384 nt
Organism: Phymastichus coffea
Lineage: Eukaryota; Metazoa; Arthropoda; Insecta; Hymenoptera; Eulophidae
Exons: 2
Coding region: 1-384 (127 amino acids)
Source: RefSeq, a predicted model, not a curated record
AUGAGAAAAAAACCAGAAUUUUCACGAUUAGAGCGCAAGAGAAAAGCUGAGCUGGCCAAGACGGUGCAGGAUGAAUUAGCGGACAAAAUAAAAAAAAGAUUAGUUGCGGCAAAAUCAUUGUCAUCAGCAUCGCCCUCAUCUACAUCAUCUUCAGGAUCGGAGACGUUGUCAUCAUCGUCUACGUCAGCAUCGUCUACGUCUGCGUCAUCUACGUCUGCGUCUACCACAUCUGCGUUUGCAACAUCAUCGAUGCCUUCGCUUGACAUUUUACAACAUGAUGAGGCAAUUGAUUUAUCUACUAAGAGAACUGUGCCGAAGAAGCCACAAAUCAAGAGUAGUGAGGCUAUUCGGCGUAAAAUAAUCAUGAUUCCGAUAUUAUUUUAA